CAGAGCAGGGAGAGACCCCUCCCUUUGGCCGGGUUACGAUCACCAAAAUGCUCCUGCUUCGAGAAGAGCGAGGUGUCAUGUGGAUCGAGGGGUUUCCUCAACCUCAGAUCCCAGAGGCGGUCCAGCAGGAGGCUCCCAAGGGUGCAGCUGAUGUGGAGGUCCAGCCCGAGGAUGUGGAUGACACUGCUGCCGCCCGCCCCACCACCUUCGAGUACGGGGGUGGCAGUUCCAGCUUCCUCGGCCAGGACUACUUCACAUCCCAGUUCGAGCAGCUGCGUCUCCAGAACCAGCAGAUCCUCGACCAUCAGAUGCAGUUCCAGCAGCAGUACGCGGCUCACCAGGCCGAGUACCACCAGAGGAUGGCUGUUUAUGAUGAGAGAUUGGACCAGCUCCAGACCCAGCAGGGAGUGACUCUCGCACACAUCGAGGGGGAGAGGCGCCUCUCUCGGCGCAUGCAGGAGGUACAGGGGCAUCUGCUCCAGCUGCUACUGGGCGAGCAGCCAGUCUGGAGGACUCCCUGGGAGGACUCCCCACUUCCACCUCCACCCACUGAUGGUAAUGAUGGUGCUGAUGGUGAUGACGCGUUCAUGGACGACAUCGACCUGGAUAACCUCGGCGACGAGUAGGCUGUACUCGUUGCCCAUCUCAGUGUGUUUUGUUUUUCGUUUUAGACUUGUGUGUGUUUGCUCCAUGUGUGAGGAGCUUGAACUUCGUGUCGUUUGUUUUUGUUUUUGUUGUUUUUCUUUUGUGGAUUGUUUUUGCUAUAGCCGUCUGGGCUAACACUUAUCCCUAACACGUGUGCUAGUGUGUUCUUGGUGUUCGAUUCGUGCAGAACUGUCCAUCUUCCCGUUUGUUUCUCGCUGACUGGUCCACUUCCAGUCCCCCAGCAAUAUCAAUCCGGUAACAUCGUUCCCCUUCUCUAUUCCUCUGCUCCAUUGAGGGCAAUGUCGUGCUUAAGUGUGUGGGGGGGGGGGGGUGCUUUGUAUCGGUUGGAAUGUAUAUAUGUGUGCUUGGAGCCUAGUCCACUGUCUAAAUCUUGAGAUUUGAGGGCUCCAAGUACUGCUAUUUGAUCAUAUUGGCACUGUGUUUUGAUUGAUGAAUUGAAUGGUUUUCGGAUUGAUGCAUGACAGCUUGAUUGUGACUAGGACAACCUAUGAUGAGGACUAAGACGUGCAGUAGAGUUGUGUAGGGGUUCAGUUUUUCAACUGUUUGCUUACCAACUGUGACUUGGAUUGAUUACUUAUUCUUGACAGUCUCUUAUGCAUCAAGUUCAGGGUAUCAGAAUGUGAGAUAGAGCAUAUAGCAUAUAGGUAGCCAGGUGAGAUUUGAGCCUGCUCGUUUCUUUCUUGUGCGAUAGAUCCCUCAUCCAUGAUGUGUAGCAUCACGUUGUCACUAGCUAAGAUGGUGGGGGUAUAGGAUUAGCCCACGACCAAAUUUGACUGUCCUGAUGUGUCAUAGCCCCUAGUCAGCCCUUUUGAGCCAUGUGUUAUUGAUGACUCGGUAUUUGCACAUGUUUUCCCCUUUGUUUCUUGAUUGUUUGAGCUUGAAUUAUUGCGUCUUUGGCCUAUUUUACACUAGGUUUUGUUCCUUUGUCACAUUUCAGGUCCUAGCAUAUAAAGUGAAGCAUAGGCGCAAGUUUCAAGUCAAUCAGAGAUCAAUUGACGAUUCAGGAGAAGAAACUCGGAUAUGACCUGAAGAAGAAUGGAUUUCUACCUCACUUUAUGGACAAAGAAUCAUGCAAGCUUGUCAUGAAAAGAAAUAGGACGAGACUACGAGCAUCUGGGAUCAAACGACGACUGAUUCGGAGUCCGGACGAGGGAGAAACGAAGCAUUAAACAGAGGCUGAGCAAGCCACACGGGCACAACCCACACGGCCGUGUGGCCUGGCCGUGUGAGUCGGGAAUUGCUGUUUAAAACCCGAUUUUCAGCAAAAGGAAAGGGGGAGAGCUGGGUUUUGGAUCCCAAACACCCAAGGGACGAACCCUAGAGAGAGAGAGCGACUUGGGAACAUUCUUGGAGCUAUUUUGGAGGAUUUCUUCGCCAUUGGAGCUCGGGAAUCAAGCUUGGAGAUGGAGAUUGAAGAUCUAGAUCAGAUUUCUGUAGUCUCUCUCUUCUCUAUGGAGUAACUUCCCUUCAAUUAGGUUUUGAGGAACCCUAGUUCCAUGUGUUAGGAUCUUUCUUGUAUGAAGUUUUGGAUGCUUUAUUGUUUGAUUAUAAUCGAUUGAGGCAUGAUUUAUUGAGUCAAUUGAAUCUUGAUCAAAUUCUCUUGAUUUCUGCUUUAACCUAUGAUAGAUAGAAUCUGAUUAGGUUAAGAGAGCUUCCUUGAUUGAUAGUGGUGAAUUGGUUAACCAAUUCACUGCUUUGUACUGGAAUUCAUUCUAGUAGUGGAGAUUUGUGUGAAUCGCCUUAGCAGUCUAUCCCGGUGAAGGCUAGUCGCCUGCCGAGUAUUCUGUCUAAGAGGGCUUGGUCAGCUUAAGAGAUUCCAAGCUAAUUUAGGAUCUUCUGCAGUUUAAUCAACAGUAGAUCAACUAAAGGUAAUUGCAACUU
Messenger RNA from Linum trigynum, 2547 nucleotides. NCBI's taxonomy places the organism in Eukaryota, Viridiplantae, Streptophyta, Magnoliopsida, Malpighiales, Linaceae. The record is from the annotation of a GenBank genome assembly.